Molecule: messenger RNA, 2388 nt
Organism: Triticum turgidum subsp. durum (durum wheat)
Lineage: Eukaryota; Viridiplantae; Streptophyta; Magnoliopsida; Poales; Poaceae
Source: the annotation of a GenBank genome assembly
AUGGGUUUCCUCCACCUGUUCGCCUCUCACGUGGUGUUCCUCUUCCUCUCCUCCUCGUUGGUGUUUCUUCAUGGCGCCGCCGCGGAUCAGGAGGAGGCUCUGCGGACCUACAUUGUGCAGCUGCACCCACUUGGAUCUACUGGCGGCGGCGACGCAACAUCCUCCGACCACGACUGGCACCUCGCCUUCCUCAUCAAAUCCGUGCCUUCCUCAGCGGAGCAAGAUGACAAGCGCCAGUGGAAGCCGUCGUCGCGGCUGCUGUACUCUUACCACACCGUGUUCGACGGCUUUGCGGCGCGGCUCUCGGUCGGCGAGGCGGCAGCUCUGCGGGCGCUGCAGGGCGUCGCGUCGGUGCGCGAGGACCGCCGGGUCGAGCUGCACACCACGUACUCCUACCGGUUCCUCGGCCUCAACGUGUGCCCGACCGGGGCGUGGGCACGCGCGCGGUACGGCCGCGGCGUGGUCGUCGGGGUGCUCGACACUGGCGUGUGGCCGGAGAGCCCGAGCUUCGACGACCGCGGGAUGCCGCCGGUGCCGGACCGGUGGCGGGGCGUGUGCGAGACCGGGGAGCGGUUCAACGCGACGAACUGCAACCGCAAGCUCGUCGGCGCGCGGUUCUACUCCAAGGGCCACCGCGCCAACUACCCGACAGACCCGUCGGACGCCGCGGCGCGCACGCGGGAGUAUGCUUCGCCGCGGGACGCGCACGGGCACGGGACUCACACGGCGUCGACGGCCGCGGGGGCCGCCGUGGCCGGAGCCAGUGUUCUCGGCGCCGGGGCCGGGGAGGCGCGCGGCGUGGCUCCCGGCGCGCACGUCGCCGCGUACAAGGUCUGCUGGUUUAACGGCUGCUUCAGCUCCGACAUACUGGCCGGGAUGGACGAUGCGGUGCGUGACGGCGUCGACGUGCUCUCCCUCUCCCUUGGCGGCUUUCCCAUCCCGCUCUUCGAGGACAGCAUCGCCAUCGGCAGCUUCCGUGCCACGGUGCGCGGCGUCUCCGUCGUGAGCGCCGCCGGUAACAACGGGCCGGAGCCGAGCUCCGUGGCCAACGAAGCGCCCUGGAUGCUCACCGUCGGCGCCGCCACACUGGACCGCCGCUUCCCGGCGUACGUCGGGCUCGGCAACGGCCGGGUCCUGUACGGCGAGUCCAUGUACCCGGGAAAAGUCGAUUUGAAAAAUGGCGGGAAGGCGCUCGAGCUGUUCUACGCCGCCGGUGGGUCCCGGGAAGCGAUGUACUGCAUGAAGGGCUCCCUCUCCGCGGCCGACGUCGCCGGGAAGAUGGUGGUAUGUGACCGCGGCAUCACCGGCCGGGCAGACAAAGGCCAGGCGGUGAAAGAAGCGGGCGGGGCGGCCAUGGUGCUCGCGAACUCCGAGAUCAACCGGCAGGAGGACUCCGUCGACGUGCACGUCCUUCCCGCGACGCUCGUCGGCUACCAGGAGGCUGUCGAGCUCAAGAAGUACAUCAGCUCGACGCCGCGGCCGGUGGCAAGGAUCGCGUUCGGCGGCACGCGGAUCGGGCGAGCGCGCGCGCCAGCGGUGGCGCUCUUCUCGGCGCGCGGGCCGAGCGUGACGAGCCCGUCGGUGCUGAAGCCGGACGUGAUCGCCCCCGGGGUUAACAUCAUCGCGGCGUGGCCGGGCAGCGUGGGCCCGUCGGGGCUGGACGGCGACGCGCGGCGGUCCAACUUCACGGUGCUGUCGGGGACGUCGAUGGCGUGCCCGCACGUGAGCGGCAUCGCAGCGCUGGUCAGGUCAGCGCACCCUUCAUGGAGCCCGGCGAUGGUGCGGUCGGCGAUCAUGACGACGGCCGACGUGACGGACCGGCAGGGCAAGCCGAUAACCGACGGCGACAGCGGGGAGCGCGCCGACGCGUUCGCCAUGGGCGCCGGGCACGUGAACCCCGCCCUCGCCGUCGACCCGGGCCUCGUCUACGACAUCGAGCCGGCAGACUACGUGACGCACCUCUGCACGCUGGGGUACACGCAGAGGGAGGUGUUCAAGAUCACGCACAGCGCCGUUAACUGCAGCGAACUGCUGCACGCGAACCCUGGGUUCACGCUCAACUACCCGUCGAUCGCGGUGGCGUUCAAGGACGGCGGCGGCGAGACAUCAACAGUGCUCCGGAGGACGGUCACCAACGUGGGCGCGCCCAACUCGACGUACACGGCGCGGGUGGGCGCGCCGGUAGGGGUGAAGGUCACGGUCGCGCCCACGACGCUGGCGUUCGCGGAGUUCGGCGAGAAGAAGAGCUUCCAGGUGCGGGUGGACGCGUCGGCCGCGGCGGGGAAGGACAGCGCGGAGGGGUACCUGGUGUGGAAGCAGCGGAGCGCGGGGCAGGGGAGGCGGCGCACGGUGAGGAGCCCCAUUGCCGUGACCUGGCCCGUGGAGUAG